This is a messenger RNA of Haemonchus placei, 879 nucleotides long. Lineage: Eukaryota; Metazoa; Nematoda; Chromadorea; Rhabditida; Trichostrongylidae. The record is from the annotation of a GenBank genome assembly.
AUGGUUGGAGGGGUACGAUUGCUAGCAUGCGGCCGGGUCUACAAUAUCCACAACAUGUUCGGAACCACCUCUUCCACCAAAGCGAAACUUAUCAACGGCGCCUGCAAGGGGUAUUUUAAGGACAUGCAGAAUGGUCCUUCCAAAGUGCUCGACUCGGGAGUUUAUGGCGAUGAUGCGUGUUUCAUAUCCCGAUUUAAGAACACCUUUGUCGUCGGAGUUGCUGACGGUGUCGGUGGAUGGCGAAAGUAUGGAAUAGAUCCUUCAGAAUUCAGCCGGAAAUUGAUGCGUGAAUGCGAAAAACGCGUUUCGACCGGUGAUUUUGAUCCGAAAAGUCCAGAGGCGUUGCUUGAAAAGGCUUUCAAGGCUACAGCAGAAGCACCGCGUCCAGUUGGUUCCUCAACGGCGUGCGUUCUGGUAGUACACCAAGAGAUGUUGUACUCGGCAAAUCUCGGCGACUCUGGUUUUAUGGUGGUGCGAAAUGGGCGAGUUAUUACUAAAAGCGAGGAACAAGUGCACUAUUUCAAUGCACCAUUUCAACUAACCCUUCCACCUGAGGGAUACCGUGGAUUUAUCGGAGACACUCCCGAUUUGGCAGAUAAAAAAGAAAUCCGCGUUCAAAAAGGGGACAUCGUCAUCGUAGCCACUGAUGGAUUGUGGGAUAAUCUUACAGAGCAACACGUUCUUGAUCAACUUCGACCACUCAUAGAAGAGAGAGCUACCGUGCAAGAGGUUUGUAAUGCUCUUGCUCUAACGGCUCGUAGGUUAUCGUUCGAUGCAACACACAACAGUCCGUUCGCAGUGAAGGCACGCGAACAUGGUCUUUCAGCUGCAGGUGGAAAACCUGACGACAUCACUCUUGUGUUGUUGUUAAUCGUUUAG